GAGCCGGCUUACGGCCAGUACCGGAGAGGACUGGGGCUGGGCAGGCCACGAUAGAGGAGGCGUGGGGAGCCGGCGGGGCGUGGGAAACAGACAUCACCCGGGCCCAGGGGCGCGCAGAGUCGGCUGGCCCGGAAGCGCAGGCUGCCCCGCCUCGGCCGGAAGCGCAACGAGGAAGGCGGAAGCUGCUGCUCCCGCGUCGUGCCGCGUCUGCGGUGGGAGACGGGCCGCUCGGCCAACGUAUACGACCCUCUGCCGGCGGGCGCCGGGACCAGCUGGAGCACGGCAGGUAUAAGGGCCCGGCGCGGCCGUGGGAAAGGACUCUCUUAAAGGCCAGCCGAUUCGUAUCGGUUUGUUAUCGUGAGGAAGAAGAAAAAAUGUCACAAAAGCAGAUGAAGGAAGCUUUUGUCAGUAACCACAAUGGAACCAGCGUGCUGGAAAUUACCCAGGGCUUGUGCUUACCUGCGCUCUGUAUCCUGUGCAGAGGGCUGCUGAUCGUUCUCUCACAGCACUUGUGUUUUUCUUCACAUACCUGGAUAUCUCGAUUCUUCAUUGACUUUGUUUUCCUAAUAGUCCCCCAGGUGACCACUUUGACCAUUUUGUCUUCAUUUAUCUUACUUGAGCACCUCGCUGUAAUUAUCUUUGGGGCAGGGCUAUUCUAUCAAAUAUACUGCAGGAGAACUUGCUAUGUCAGAAUGCCCGUCCAGAAAAUCCUUGAAAAAUUCUUAAAAACCAGUAUAGAAUCAGAAUACAUUCCAGCCAUCUCCUGUUUCCGUGUAAUUAACAGUGCAUUUACUACUAUUGCCAUUUUGGCUGUGGACUUUCCCCUUUUCCCUCGAAGAUUUGCCAAAACUGAGCUCUAUGGGACAGGAGCAAUGGAUUUUGGAGUAGGAGGCUUUGUUUUUGGGACUGCAAUGGUUUGUCCAGAGAUUAGGAGAAAAUGUUUGGAAGGGUCCAGAGUUUACUAUCUUACAAAGUCAUUGUUAUCUGUUUGGCCAUUAGUCUUCCUAGGAAUAGGACGAUUAAUCAUUAUAAAAUCCAUAGGCUAUCAAGAACAUUUAACUGAGUAUGGAGUUCACUGGAACUUUUUCUUUACCUUAGUAGCUGUGAAAUUGAUAACAUCACUGCUUUUGAUUUUUUUCCCCCUAAAUAAAUCCUGGAUUGUGGCUGUGAGCAUUACUGUAUUAUACCAACUAGCCCUUGAGUUUACCCCACUGAAAAGGUUAAUUUUGUAUGGCACUGAUGGCAGUGGCACAAGGGUUGGUUUGUUAAAUGCCAACCGAGAAGGAAUAAUCUCUACCUUGGGGUAUGUGGCAAUACACAUGGCUGGUGUGCAGACAGGGUUAUAUGUGCUUAAAAAAAGGUCACAUAUCAAAGACUGGAUAAAAGUAGUAUGUUGUAUUCUACUGACAGCUGUUAGCCUCUUUAUAUCUCUUUACAUGGUUCAGGUAAAUGUAGAAAUAGUAUCUCGAAGAAUGGCCAAUUUAGCCUUUUGUAUUUGGAUAGUUGCUUCUAGCCUGAUCCUUCUUAGCAGUUUAUUACUGGGUGAUAUAAUUUUGAGUUUUGCCAAGUUUCUAAUUCAAGGGGCUGUAGUCCCAUGUUCUUGGAAUCUGAUCCAGUCCCCUGCUACAAAUAAAAAGCAUUCAGAAUCGCUAGUUUCUGAAGCUGAAAGAAAGGAACCCAGUCUUUGUCUAAUCACAGCUCUGAACAGAAACCAGUUGAUUUUUUUCUUGCUGUCAAAUGUAACAACUGGCCUGAUUAACCUGUUGAUAGAUACAUUGCACAGCAGUACCAUGUGGGCCUUAUUUGUGCUCAAUCUCUAUAUGUUUACCAACUGUUUAAUUACAUAUAUAUUACACUUGCAAGAUAAGACUAUAAAAUUUUGGUGAUCAAUAGGGAUAGGAUGUAUCUGUGUUUGAGCAAAGUUAAUGAGGAAGAAUAUUAAAUGUGAAGAAAAUGGGCUUUUGGCAAUCCAGUGUUAACUAUAUUUUAUUAUAAAAUUAAGUUUCAAUCCUCUAUUAGUGUAGCGAUGCUUAAUAUUUUAAUGUAUCUCAACACUAUGUAAAACCAGUGGAGAAGAACAAAGCCUCUGACUUGUUAGAAAUUCUUAUUUAUUAAAUUUUGGUAUUUUACAGAAACUUGUUAUUAUAGUUGGGACACUGGAAGAUUAGAGCAUGGGGAGGAGGGUUUUUACUUUCCAUCUUAUACCAUUCUGUAUUUUUUAUUGUAUGUAUUUUAAUAUUUACAUGAAAACAUCUCAGUGUGAAUUGUG
Hipposideros armiger (great roundleaf bat) is the source of this 2269-nucleotide messenger RNA. It is a transcript of the gene PIGW, whose product is annotated as phosphatidylinositol glycan anchor biosynthesis class W. NCBI's taxonomy places the organism in Eukaryota, Metazoa, Chordata, Mammalia, Chiroptera, Hipposideridae. The transcript has 2 exons. Gene Ontology annotation, biological process: protein localization to plasma membrane; GPI anchor biosynthetic process. Gene Ontology annotation, molecular function: glucosaminyl-phosphatidylinositol O-acyltransferase activity. The record is from RefSeq and is a predicted model, not a curated record. Gene Ontology annotation, cellular component: endoplasmic reticulum; membrane. The coding region runs from base 375 to 1886 and encodes 503 amino acids.